AUGGCAGUUGAAGCUUCAGAUCCCAAGUCCGUGGACGUGGUGUCGACGCCUGGCCCUGAAGAUAUUCACACUCUAUCGAAAGAAUCUCUAUCGGAUAAUUCUAGCGAUGACUCCAAUGGAAAGACGCCACCACCCCUUGCGGCAAAGCUGUGCGCAGUCGCACUUAUAUCUUGUAUCAGCUUUGGCUCCCACUGGAGUUCCGGCGUGACGGGUGCUAUGAAGAGCACGAUGAAAAAGAAAAUGCAUAUAGACAACGUUCAAUUUUCGCUUUUGGAAGCCAGCGAGAAUUUCAUGGCAACGGUACUGCUUUUGAUAAGUGGUGUGAUCACCGAUCGAGUCGGCGGAGCUGAGAUGAUCGUUUGCGGAAAUAUCGUUUAUACCAUCGGUUCUAUCCUCAUUGCUGCCGCCGCGACCGUGCGUUCUUUCAACUUCAUGAUCGGAGGGCGAGUCAUCCUCGCGCUCGGCGAUAUUGCCACACAAAUCGCGCAGUACAAGAUGUUUUCUUCUUGGUUUCCUCCUAGCAAUGGAUUUGCAUCCACACUAGGCUUUGAGCUCGCCAUUGGCAAGAUAGGCGGGUUUGUCGGUAAUUCGACGGCUAAUAUCAUUGCAAAGAGAACCGGUAACUUUGCAUGGGUCUUCUGGACCUCGGUGUUCAUGAACCUAUUCACCAAUGCGGCCAGCGCAGCGUUCUGGUUCUUCAACCAGUAUUGCAACCGCCAUUUUGAGGGACGACGCGACAAAGCAACGAAAGAACAACUGACUGAAAAAAACAAAAAGUUUGAAUUUAGAAAGCUAUUCGAGCUCCCGUGGAUGUUCUGGGCUGUCUUGGGCUUCUCCGCAUUCCAAACGACUGCCGCAUCAGUUUUCAGCCAAAAUGCCACUGAGCUGGCCGAGAAGCGAUUCAAUGUCGGUUCUAUCAAGGCCGGGUGGUAUAGCUCUCUUUCGCAGUAUGCAGGAUUUUUUCUCGUUCCCUGCUUGGGCGUUUUCAUUGAUGUCCUCGGCAACCGAGCAUCCAUAUUAUUUGCCUGCGGUCUCGGCAUGCUGUUGAGCAUGGUUCUCAUUAACUUUGCAACAUCAACGGCCGGCACAGGAGCUGCAUUUGGCAUCUACGCCCUUGCUGUGUCCCUCGGACCCACCUCAGUCAUCGACAGCGUUCGCACCACACUCUGGCAUCAAUCGGUUUUUGGAUCUGCGUAUGCAUUGAAAGUCACUAUGAACAAUGCUAUGAGCAUUGUAAUCCGGAUCAUCACGGGAGCUUUGCAGGACGCAGAUCACAACUCAUACCGCCGAGUGGUGCAGGUAUAUCUGGCUCUUGGUGCCGGUGCUGUGGUUGUCGGUUCAGCUAUCCUGAUGGGCUCGUUUUUGACUGAUAACCUGGCGCCGCUACAGUGGACUCGGCAUAAACGGUUGACAUCGGGUGCGGCUAUCAUCGAGCGGAUCCGAGAGCGCAACUUAGUAACCCAGCAACGGCGCACUCGGAACAUUUCCAUAUUUUGCUUCGGGAUACUAAUUUUGUUGAUACUUGGGUCGUGGGUGGCGUAUAUCUGGGGUGCCGUGACCGGUCACAACUCUUAG
This is a messenger RNA of Penicillium digitatum Pd1, 1575 nucleotides long. RefSeq names its product putative MFS transporter. Gene Ontology annotation, biological process: transmembrane transport. Gene Ontology annotation, molecular function: transmembrane transporter activity. NCBI's taxonomy places the organism in Eukaryota, Fungi, Ascomycota, Eurotiomycetes, Eurotiales, Aspergillaceae. The record is from RefSeq and is a predicted model, not a curated record.